CGUGGUUUUGUGAUCAAGUAAUCUUCAUAAACUAAUAAUUUUCUGAAUUCUUCAAUCUAUAAACCCCAACUCCCAAUGCUUUCAAAAAGCAAGAAAUUGUCCAAGACUCCCCAGCCUGCGAAGGUGAGGGGUAGCACUUUAAAAGCACCAAAGUCGGCACCACAGCUGCGGAAGAAGCCAGUGGAGGAACCUAAAGAUGAGGAUGAUAUCAAGGCAUUGAUGAAAAAUCUUAAGUACAAAGGAAAGAAGGACACAGAAAAAUUGUUAGCUAUGAUGGCAAAGGGAGGAUCAGAAGAAUCUGAGGACGAUGAAGAUUUAAUGGCUGCUGAUGACGACGAUGAUGAUUCUGCUGACAGUGAUAUUGAUGAGGAGGAGGAUGAUGAUGAGGAUGAUGACGACGACGACGACGAUGAUGAUGAUGAAGAUGAUGAGGAUGAGGAUGAGGAUGAGGAUGAGGAUGAAGAAGGGGGAAGUGAUCUCGAAGAAGAAAUUGUAGCAGCCACAAAGAACCAGUUGCAAAAGAAGACCAAAAAAGGUGCAGCAUCUAGUAGUAGUAAUGCAGAAGUUAUUAAAGCUAGAAAGGACUCCAAAAAUAGUGCAAAUAAGAAGGGGAACAGAGGUAUUGAUAUUUCUGCUUCCAUCGAAAAAGAACUUUCGGCGGAUUCCAAGAGAAGAGAUGAACGAGACCGACGUACGUUGUUCAUAAAACAUUUACGGGAGGCCGUAACAGAAGAAUCUCUUAAAAUGUUAUCUCCAGAUGUUGAAGAAGUACGGUUAAAUACAAAAAUGCGACGGGGUGCAAUGGAGCAUAGAGGAUAUGCAUUUUUGGGCUUCAAGGAUGAAGAGACGGCCGAGAAAAACUUCCAUGCACUCCAAGGAAAAAUUCUAGGAGGACGACGAAUAUUUGUAGAUUUUGUCGGUGCCAAGAGUCAACACAGAAGCGAACAUGAGAAGAUAAAGCAAUUAAAACCAGAAGACAUAGAUGCCACCAAAUUGUAUGUGACCGGGUUUGAUGUGGAUAUGACAUCAGAGAAAUUGAAGGAAUUAUUUCCUAAGGCUUAUAACGUCACGCUACCUAUCCAUGGCAAGGAUAAGAAACCAACAGGAUAUGGUUUUGUUCAUUUUGCCACUGAAGAAGAAGCAAAAGCAGCACAUGAUAGUAUACAAGAUAAAAUUACAGCGGGUCACAGACUUACAGUACUUUUUGCUAAAAAAUCACGGGAAGGAAAAAAGAGACCAAAAAAGACCAAGGAAACAAAAGGGGCACCUGCAAAGAAAAAGGCAAAAUUAGAAGAGGAGGAUGAUGGCGAUGAAGAAGACAAUGAUGAUGAUGAUGAAGGAGAUGACAUUAAUGACGACGAUGAUGAAGAUGAUGAUGACGAUGAGGAUGAUGAUGAUGACGAUGAGGAUGAUGAAAGUGAAUGAACAAACUUUUAGAAAUAAGGAGAUUCUAUUCUGUAUGUGUUCAUGGACUAUGUAGCUUGAUGCAGGCAGCUGGACUUCUGGUGUUAAGAUACACAGCAAGCUUGUUCUGAAUCAGUGUGGACUCUGGAUCGAGGGUAUUAAGGCAGUCAUGGGAUUCCAUUAUGAUGGUUGAAGGCGGUGUCGACGAUAGCCUGUUGAGGGGCACCUGUACAAAAGGCCUGUCUUAUGUGUAAUAGGCCCAUUUGUAAGAGACAUGCCCACAUGGACGUGCCUCAACCAGCCUAAUAUCAUUGACACUGUGUCUCAUGACUGAGUAACAUGUUAAAAAACCGGGCCUGUUUUUGCAUCAUUGUGCACUUGGGCUGGGAGAUAUUUCAUUAUUUUCCACAUGUUCAUAAGAGUAUGCUCGGGGAGGGGAUGGCCCAGGCCAUGCACAAUCUGCAAUGCUUGAUAAAGUGAACUGUGUCCUCAUCCACAGUGACUUAGCAUGCUUUGGUGAAGAAAAAAACACAACUCAACUACCUAUUAUCUAACACAGUGUAUUUGCAUAACAGAUUGCAUGUUUAAUUGGGUAAUUUGUGUUGAACUGGUCGAAAAGUGUCAAAAAUCGAUGAAACUGUUGACAAAGGGUAGAAGAAUUAGUGUGGGGUAUCUGAAACAUAAAAUUCAGCAUGGCCUUGAAAAAGUCUACUCAAGUACCCAAUUGAGAUUCAGGUUCCUCGUUGCAUGUGAGGGGUCAUUUUCCUUGAAUGAAUUUAUCAAAAAUAUAAUCUGAAGAAGGGUAAAUAUUAGUUGUAAUAUUCGCAUUCUUAUCAUGAUUGUCUGAAUUUUAUCUUACUGAUUUGGGGUGAUUUGAUUUGUUGAUGGGUUUUCUAUGUCAAUAAAAAAUAUGAAGAACAGGAUAUUGGAAGGGGAGGGGUGUUUAGGGAAUGUUGUGAUCAGUCAAUAUAAAGUUUUGCCCUAAACUUUUGUGCCAUAGGCUUGGCAGUGAUUAUUGUCUGAAAGGUGUGAAGUGAAUGUCUUAAUGGUGGCGUGAGCAUAUGUAACAUGUGUUUAUCAUUGCAUCAAGACAAAGUUCAUUGGAAUGCUAUCUUUAUAUCAAUCUGAUUUAUUGGCAGCACUUGGGUUAUAUAUUUGUUUUUAUGAGCAUAGAAAUAUCAAACAGCAAAUGAUACUUAGCAAGAAUAUCUUGACUUGUAUAGCUUUAUGUAGAUGAUACAUUUAGGUUCUUAGAGUUUAUACUAACUAUCAGUGUUGUCUGUGUCAUAUGUAGUGGGGUGAACACUUGCCAAGGAACAUGAUUUAUGACUUUGGUCAGUAUAAAUGAAAUUCGUUAUGAUUCUGAAGCAUUGACAUGGGAUCUUUUGGUAUUUUUAAUGUCCUUAGCAAAGGCAUUUCACUUUCUCAGAAAAAAAGGAGUUGUCUGAUGUCUUCGAUAUACUGAAUGGCAUUUUUACCUAAGUGUCAGUCGCUUACCAUACUAUAUCAUGACACGUGUACAUGUAAUUCAUUUUCCUUUCUUUUAAUAAAGAUAGAAUAAAUAA
Lineus longissimus is the source of this 2969-nucleotide messenger RNA. RefSeq names its product nucleolin-like. Gene Ontology annotation, cellular component: spliceosomal complex. Gene Ontology annotation, biological process: positive regulation of mRNA splicing, via spliceosome. Lineage: Eukaryota; Metazoa; Nemertea; Pilidiophora; Heteronemertea; Lineidae. The coding region runs from base 76 to 1425 and encodes 449 amino acids. Gene Ontology annotation, molecular function: RNA binding. The record is from RefSeq and is a predicted model, not a curated record. The transcript has 11 exons.